Molecule: messenger RNA, 521 nt
Organism: Trypanosoma cruzi
Lineage: Eukaryota; Euglenozoa; Kinetoplastea; Trypanosomatida; Trypanosomatidae
Product: RNA editing 3' terminal uridylyl transferase 1, putative
Exons: 1
Source: RefSeq, a predicted model, not a curated record
AUGGUCAGCAAGUAUCGUCGUCUGCUCCAACACGAUACAAGUGAGGAGAAUGAAAACGGGGAAAGGGAAAAUACGAGGCAGCAACAAAAAAAGCAGACAAAUAUUCGCUCGUGUAAGGCCUCCGUGCGGGCCAGUGAUGAAGAUGAGGAUGACGAAAUCGUCCUAGACGAAUUGCAUGAAGAAGAUGCGACGGAAGGAGAAGGGGGGAAGAAGAAAGUGAGCGAUGCUCACUCCGCAGGUGCUUCAGCAGACGCGGCGGCGCCCUCGGUUCGUAGGUUUGGGAGAGGACGAAAAGAAGUGGAUUCCGCGACACUCUCGGUAGGGGAUCAUGAGGAUGAGGUGGAUGUUAAGAGUGACCAAACUGCGUCAAGGGAAGGUUACGCGAGGAACAGCGUCGACGCAAAGGAUCAUAAAAAUAAGAAUAAAAUUGUUGUGGAUGGGAAAGAAGAAAAAGAGGACGAAGAGGAAGAGGAUGUGGAUGCCGGAGAGGACCAAGAAGAUGAUGAUGAUGAUGAUGCUAA